Molecule: messenger RNA, 1182 nt
Organism: Triticum turgidum subsp. durum (durum wheat)
Lineage: Eukaryota; Viridiplantae; Streptophyta; Magnoliopsida; Poales; Poaceae
Source: the annotation of a GenBank genome assembly
AUGAAUUAUUCAUCACCAAAUAUUAAAAUUUGUUGUCUAUAUACUAACCUUCUAACCAUGUUCCAUUUCAGGUGUGAGUACCAUUCCUCAUCCUCCAAGCAGGCAGAGGUGGUAACUCAUGAUGUCUCACCAACGUCAACACACUCGUCUCCACUCAUCUCGGCUCGUAAACCUCCUGGUUGGCAUAUACAGUUUUUCAUCAGAAUAGAUCUGGGGCGUUCUUACCACACGUAUCCUCGUCUGGGGGGGCCAUUCUGGAGCUUGGAGGAAGCUGAAAAGGCUAUCAAAAGCCAUCUUGAUGGCCUGCGCUCUCCAAUAAUGUGCAGAGAUGGGCUAUCGCCGGCGGAGGUUGCAGUGCGACAUCGCCUUUAUUGGCCUGAUGGCACAAGGAAGAAGUCGUCCGAAGGCAAUCCCGGGCGUAGGAAUAUGAACCUAUUGGUUCAAGCUUUACUGGAUAAAUACAAUGAAGAUCACCAUCUUUUGGGGGAUCUUGCAUAUGAACUUGAUAAUGUUGUGUGCUCCCGACAAAUUUACGAGGAGGAGGGCGGCCUUAUUAACAAAUUCUAUCAUAUCAAUUUGACUGCAAAAACCAAAGGAGAUGAUGGUUUUCACAGUGGUGUCGACAAUCUAUUCUUUGGUGAAAUCACACGAAUAGAAGGCGAAAAUGAAGAAUACAUGCUCAAUUGUUUCUGUAUGGUUAAACCUAUUGACAAUGGCGCAUGCUCAGGUUGUACGAAGUACGGGGAGUGUGAUUUGAAGCACCCUGUUGAUGCUGAUAAAUACAAAGGUGGCCACUCUACCCCGGUCAUUCAGUGUCGUGGUAUCAAUCAUACUCCUUUCUUGCAACCGGAUGUACCUGUAUACAUCCGGAAUAAGCAGGAUUGGUUGGAGUUUGAGAAGGCUAUGUUGGCGAAGGAGGAGGCUAAGAUAAGAUAUAUAUAUGAGUGCCCUGCUGAUUCUCCUAUUCAAGCAAAAGUGGAUGGUGCAAGAAUGCCUGCUUGUUUGGCCAAGGGACAAGAGGAUGCUGGUUUGGCCAAGGGACGAGAGAGUGCUGGUUUGGCCAAGAGAGGAGAGGGCGCUGGUUUGGCCAAGAGAGGAGAGGAUGCUGGUUUGGCCAAGCGAGAGGAUCACCAGGGAAGCGUGAAGUACAUUGUACCUGCUAGGCGUGGGAUGGUGUUUUGA